AUGCUGCAUGUCGAGGACAGGGAGCUUGAGGCCCAAAAGCCCGUGUUGCAGCUCCAUCGGGUGCUGAGUGCUAGCCGGGUGGAAUUUUUCACCUUGAGAAUGAAGUGGAUACACCGCUCAGAGGGUUUACACCCACGGACCCUCGAGUCUGAGACGAUUCGUGCCUUUGAGGAGGAUUGGGUGCUGCGUCUACGUCUGAAAAGAGCUGGGGAAAAAAUCACCGUCAGCGGCCAGCUAUUGCUUUCGACUACCCCACGAGUGUCCCUCAUGGUUGACCAUUUGAUCCAGAUGCCGCAGAGUGUCUGCAGCGCCAAGCAGCUGCACGACAUACGCCCGCGUAUCUACCGCCAUAUUUUCGAUUCAACCGGCAAGUGCGCAAACCGCCAGGAGCUUCCCUUGGCGGGACCUCAGGCCCUGUACCGGCUAUUUGCCAUGACCCGGAUCCAGCUCCGUUUGUGGAUGUUUUUGCAUUAUUGA
This is a messenger RNA of Drosophila persimilis, 477 nucleotides long. RefSeq lists its product as uncharacterized. The record is from RefSeq and is a predicted model, not a curated record. Lineage: Eukaryota; Metazoa; Arthropoda; Insecta; Diptera; Drosophilidae. The transcript is spliced from 2 exons. Bases 1 to 477 code for a protein of 158 amino acids.